ACUCUCUCUUUUCACACUAAAGCAAUGCAUACCAAAACUUUUCUUUCUUCAUGCAUCCUACUUGUUCUUUUGUUCUCACUUUCAUCUUUCAAUGUUGUUGUGGCUAGAAAUGGAGACAAAUCCGGGAACCCAUUUACGCCAAAAGGUUAUCUGAUUAGAUACUGGAGUAAACAUGUGUCAAAUGACUUACCAAAGCCAUGGUUCCUUCUCAACAAGGCAUCUCCAUUGAGUGCUGCUCAAUAUGCAACUUACUCAAAACUUGUUACUGAUCAAAAUGCACUGACCACACAACUUCAAUCCUUUUGCUCUUCAGCAAAUCUCAUGUGCGCACCAGAUUUGUCACCAAGUCUCGAAAAACACACAGGAGAUAUCCACUUUGCCUCUUACGGUGACAAGAACUUUACCAAUUACGGCACCAAAGAAUCUGGUGUCGGAUUCAACUCCUUCAAGAACUAUUCUGAUGAAGGAAAUUUCCCUGUGAAUUCUUUCAGGCGCUACAGUAGAGAUUCUCCCCAUGAUAAUCAAUUUGACAACUAUGCCCCUGAUGGCAAUGUACCUGACCAAAGUUUCAACAGCUAUAGCAAAAAUACUCCAGGGGGCUCUGGCCAAUUCAAUAAUUACGACCCAAAUAGCAAUGUUGCCAAUAUGGGGUUCAAUUCCUAUGCUGACAAUGGAGCUGGUUCGGUCCAAAAAUUCACAAAUUACGCCCCAAGUGGGUCUAAUAUCCCUAAUAUGCACUUCACUUCUUAUUCCGACCACGGAACGGGAGGGGAAGAAGAAUUCAAAUCCUACUCAGACGAUGCAAAUGGUGGAGUCCAAUCUUUCAAAAACUAUGGCAAAGAUGGGAAUGGUCCUAAUGGUAAAUUCAUCGAGUAUGGAAACAAAGCCAAUGAUCCUCAAAACAAUUUCAACAACUAUGGCGUUGAAGGUAAUGGUAUAUCUGAGACUUUUACUAACUACAGAGAUCAAUCAACUCUUGGCGAUGACAAGUUCACCGUCUAUGUUAAGGACGCAAAUGGUGGUGAAGCAAAUUUCACCAACUAUGGUCAAUCUACCGAUGAAUUUGAUAACGGUACUGAUGAAUUCACUACCUAUGGCGAAGGGGGUAAUGACCCACAUAUUAAUUUCAAAACUUACGGAGUUAACAACAACUUCAAAGGUUAUGUCAAAGACACUGCCACAUUUUCCAAUUACCGAAAGAAAACUCCCCAAGUUUCGGCUUCAUUGACCGGUGGCAAAAAGGUGAAUAACCGGUGGGUUGAGCCCGGAAAGUUUUUCCGGGAGAAGAUGUUGAAGAGUGGUACAAUCAUGCCUAUGCCAGAUAUUAAGGAUAAGAUGCCUAAAAGGUCAUUUUUGCCCCGGGUGAUUGCUGCGAAAUUACCCUUUUCUACCUCAAAGAUUGAUGAGCUGAAGAAAAUCUUCCAUGCCGCCAAUGAUUCUCAGGUGGCAAAGAUUAUCGGCGAUGCUCUCAGUGAAUGUGAAAGAGCACCGAGCGCCGGCGAGACGAAACGGUGUGCUAAGUCAGCUGAAGAUAUGAUUGAUUUCGCAACAUCAGUAUUGGGUCGAAAUGUGGUGGUUCGAACGACUGAGAAUACAAAAGGAUCAAAUGGGAAUAUCAUGAUAGGAGCAGUCAAAGGAAUCAACGGUGGAAAAGUUACAAAAUCAGUAUCAUGUCACCAGACCUUGUUCCCUUACUUACUGUAUUACUGUCAUUCGGUUCCUAAAGUCCGGGUCUAUGAAGCGGAUAUUUUGGACCCGAAUUCAAAGGCUAAUAUCAAUCACGGUGUUGCCAUUUGCCACGUGGAUACUUCUUUAUGGGGACCCAAGCACGGAGCCUUCAUUGCACUCGGGUCGGGACCCGGGAAAAUAGAGGUUUGUCACUGGAUCUUUGAGAAUGACAUGACUUGGGCAACUGCAGAUUGAGCCAAGGAGUAAAACUUGGUUUUAAUAAAUAUUCAAAGUUUCUAUUGUUCUCUCUAUAUUUGGGCAAAGUAAUGUAGCCCCUAUGUUCACUUUUAUUCAUCCACAAAGGAUUUUGCACUCUUUGUAAGAAAUAAAUAAAAUAAAUAA
This is a messenger RNA of Solanum tuberosum (potato), 2070 nucleotides long. RefSeq names its product polygalacturonase non-catalytic subunit AroGP2-like. Bases 25 to 1923 code for a protein of 632 amino acids. Lineage: Eukaryota; Viridiplantae; Streptophyta; Magnoliopsida; Solanales; Solanaceae. The transcript has 2 exons. The record is from RefSeq and is a predicted model, not a curated record.